This is a messenger RNA of Stereum hirsutum FP-91666 SS1, 3124 nucleotides long. RefSeq lists its product as uncharacterized. The record is from RefSeq and is a predicted model, not a curated record. Gene Ontology annotation, molecular function: DNA-binding transcription factor activity, RNA polymerase II-specific; zinc ion binding; DNA binding. Gene Ontology annotation, biological process: DNA-templated transcription; regulation of DNA-templated transcription. Lineage: Eukaryota; Fungi; Basidiomycota; Agaricomycetes; Russulales; Stereaceae. Bases 69 to 2993 code for a protein of 974 amino acids. The transcript is spliced from 17 exons.
GUCCCCUGCUAGCUCUUAGCUCAUCUUGGUUUGCUGCUAUAGACAGUGCUGAGCAACUUGGUCGAGCUAUGUCGUCGGACUCAGGCUCUGAAUCAGAUACUGCAGUCAACUUCCGCCAGGAGUCAGGCGGGCCAAAGAGGAGGCGAAUAAGCCGCGCCUGUGAUGCUUGCAGGAAAAGAAAGACCAGAUGCAACCGUGCCGGCCCGCAGAAUGAAACGAGGUGUUCAAAUUGUGCAACUAACAACUUAGAAUGCACGUAUGUGUUAGCCGUCAAGAGACGUGGGCCGCUUAAAGCCUAUGUUGACACUCUGGAGAGCCGGUUGGAAAAGAUGGAAGGGCUGUUAGGACGCCUCCUGCCUUCCGAUGGCGAUCCUUCGCAAGCACAAGACUUGAAUAAUCUGACCGUCUCCGGUCCCUCUCGCACACGGUCUGCGUCAGAUGUAGCUAGCUUGGCUAAGACAGCCCUCCACCAAAUGUCUCCCGCGUCCGGCUCUACUUCUAAUAGUCCUGUAGACCCGGAGGCCGUCAAGGUCCAAGAUGAUAUUAGUGAUGAGGAGAAUUCCGACGAAAGGCUUCUCACAGAGCGGUUGAACGACAUGCGACUCAACCCUGAGAUAUUUCAUCGGUUCUUAGGAAAGUCCAGUGGCGCCAGCUUAGUUCGUACUACUUACAUCCUGAAAGCUCGGCAUACUGGACCGCAACCCCAAGGAAAAGGAAGCGGGAUGAGACGGCAAAAAUACUGGGAACAAAUUUCAUGGGAACGCUCCGCGUUUGAUCCUUGGCUGCAUCCAUGGGACUUUCCCUCUCCGGACCUGCUCGAUUCGCUCGUCAAUCUCUAUUUCGAUAACAUCAACAUAUUCACUGCUCUCCUGCAUCGUCCAACAUUUAGUCAGGCUCUCGCUGACGGUCUCCAUCUAAGCGAUGGUGGCUUCCGUCAGGUUCUCCUUCUCGUUUGCGCCACCGCCUCUCGGUACUCAAACGAUCCCGCCGUUCUCCUUGAUGGCGUUGACGACUGGCAUUCGGCUGGAUGGAGAUGGUUCCGUCAAGUCGACCUAACGCGCCUUCCUCUUCUUGUCGCCGCGAACUUGUAUGACCUACAAGUUCAUUGUUUAGCAAUUAUGUUCUUGCAGUGCAGCUCGAUACCGCAAACAUGCUGGGCUCUAGUCGGUACUGCCGUUCGGAUGGCUCUGGACGUUGGUGCUCACCGUCGCAAAGUCUAUCAUACACACCCGACUAUCGAGGAUGAAUUGUGGAAGCGUGCGUUCUGGAAUCUGGUCGCUCUUGAUCGACUUACAAGCUCUGGUCUGGGUCGACCUUGCGCGUUACACGAAGAGGAUUUCGACCUCGACAUGCCGGUAGAAUGCGACGAUGAAUACUGGACUUCGCCUGAUCCUGACAAGGUUUUUCAGCAACCUGCCGGGAAGCCGUCGACCGUUUGCUAUUUGACAUUGUACUUGAAACUCGUCCAAAUUCAUGCCUACGCGCUGAGGACAAUCUAUUUGAUCAACAGAUCAAAGACUCAACUAGGUUUCGUAGGUCCGCAAUGGGAACAGCAUACUGUUUCUCAGCUAGACUCAGCUCUCAAUAAAUGGCUGGACUCUGUGCCUGACUUUCUGCGAUGGGAUCCUACCCGAGAGGAUACUACCUUUCUCACUCAGUCAGCAAUGCUCUACUUGAACUUCUACAACUUGCAGAUCACCAUACACCGCCCUUUCAUAACGUCCAUUCGUGGCGCGUCGCCUCUGUCGUCCUCCUCCCUCGCAGUGUGUACCAGCGCUGCAAGGUCGUGUAUCCGGAUCAUGGACUCUGCUCGUCGGAAAGACAUAUCUACCAUGAGUGCAUUCUUCCCGGUCCCUGCGUUUGCGGCUGCCUUGGUGCUGCUGCUGAACAUAUGGAGUGCCAAGCUUGCCGGAUUCUCUUUCGACCUGACGAAGGAGAUCGGAGAUGUUCACAAGGCCAUGCAGGCCAUCAAGUCGUACGAGGAUAGGUUUUUUGUCGCCGGAAAACUCUGGGAUGUCUUGUAUGAGCUCGUCUCCGUUGGAGAUCUGCCUCUACCGCCCCCACCGCCCUCCUCCAAGCGAAGCAGAGAUAUCGAUGACUCUGGUUCUCCCCCCGAACCGCUGAUCUCCAGCUCACCCGGGAGUUAUCCGCUCGAUUCAUCUGUUUCGCCGAAAGAUGGUCCGCGACAAUAUGCCGGUACAAGACGUGCUCAGCAAAAGCCUCAGAAUGCCGUAGCUUCAUCCUCGUCAUCGCAGAACGGAUCCAACAUAGGUCGGCAACGUUACUCUCCUCAUCAGUCCGCAUCGUCCUCGUUCAACAUUCCACCGCCGUACAACACAGACAUUCACGACCCGUCGUCUUUCUCGUCGCUGUCGCUCACCCCGGAGUCACGUCAACCGCCAACCCUGCCCAUGCACAGCGAUGAUCUCGCGCGGCUGCCGAACUACCAUGAUCGCCAGCGGUAUUCACACACGGACACCGAGCCUCGAAUUUCUUUCGACUUUACUUCUCCCUUUGUUCCUCCCGGCUCUGGUUGGGGGACUCUGCCAGCGAUUCCUGCAAACGAAGAAGGGGCACAGUUUACAAGGCGGGUCGGAAUAGGAGAGACGGGGAGCGGAUUCGAUAUGAACGAUUUGUUCAAUUUGGAUACGAUCUUAGGGAACAGCGUUUCCUCGUCGUCACAGCCUCAGUCUCAGCACCAGGACCGCCAUGGUCCUCAGGUCAGUAACAAUGCUGCCGUAGGGAUGCAGGGUCAAGGACAUGCUUAUGCGACGGCGGGUAUGCCUUUGGAUUCGGAUGCAGGGAUGCCGAUGAGGAUGGGUGAGGUGGAUGGGAACGAUUUCAUGAGUAUGUGGACGAAUGUGCCUUCUGGAUUCGAGGGCGAAGACUGGGACGCUUAUAUCUCGAAUAUGUUGGGGAUGAACCAGGUGCCGGGGGCUGGUGGCGGAUAUGGAGGGUCAGAGGGCCUUUACACGGACGAUGCGGCGAUCUGAUUGCGAGAUCGGUGGACUUGACACAUCACUUUUAUUUAUUAUCGCUACGCAGCAUCUUACCGGACUGUACUGAGCAUACAUUCUCCACUGUCUCUCCCCAGUACGCAUAGCCAAUGUCACUGCGAUUACCG